Molecule: messenger RNA, 5441 nt
Organism: Boleophthalmus pectinirostris (great blue-spotted mudskipper)
Lineage: Eukaryota; Metazoa; Chordata; Actinopteri; Gobiiformes; Gobiidae
Product: cell migration inducing hyaluronidase 1
Source: RefSeq, a predicted model, not a curated record
GGAGAUGGCGUGUUUGCGCGCUCACACACCGCCUGCUCACUGAACAUCUGCGCUCCACCGCUGUCUCUGCCUCUCUGUGCCACGGGCUACUCAGGUCUCCCUGCCGCGUCUGACGCUGUCUGCAGCUGUCACUGCCGCUGUCUCCUGCCGCUCCACGAGGACUGCACUGCACGGAGGCUGUGUUGUUGCCCUGGUACAUCCACCUCCAGACAAAAGCCUGAGGGCCCCUGUGUCUCCUCUGCCUGGAGCCUGUGCAGGGCCACUCUAUCCCCUCCUAAAGAAGCCUGUUGAGGGCUCUUGUGUCCCUGUGCCUGGAGGGUUUUAAACAUCUUGCACACAUGAGGACCAGUCUGCUGUUCCUGGGGCUCCUGCUGCUCCCCUCUGUCCGGGCAGUGUGUCCAGACAAGCAGCCUGGACUAAAGACAUGGCUGCCCGGGCACAGCGAGCACCAUCGUGUCACCAUUGGCCGUGGUCAGAAGGUCCUCCUCAGAGCUUCAGCCACAGUGCACUCCCUGGAGAUCCUGUCUGGAGGGAAGCUGGUGAUCGCGGACACUCACCGCCCCCUCCUGCUGAGGGCCAGACACAUCCUGAUUGGGGACGGAGGGGAGAUGCACGUGGGCAGCCCUGACUGUCCCUACAGAGGCAACCUGACCAUCUCACUCUAUGGAAGACCUGACGACAGAGAAGUGCCGCACAGCUACUUUGGUCAUAAGUACAUCGGCGUGGGGACAGGGGCAACUCUGGAGAUCCAUGGGGCCCCCAAACUCUCCUGGACGUUCCUGAGCAAGACCCUGCUCCCUGGCCAAAGUAGCAGUAACCAGAGCUACCAGUUCCAGAGGGGCUGGGGUCACCGCGGCAUCAUCGUGCACCUGCUGAGCCCCCGGACAGGACAGAUGCUGAAGGAUGACAGGUUUGACACGUACCGCAGUCAGAACGAGAGCGUGCGUCUGGCUCACUUCCUGGACGCGGUGGACCCAGGGAUCAUCGUGGUCAUGGUGGUCAAUGAUGAAGCCUCUAACAACCUGGAGGACAUGGCCAAGAGCCGCGUGUCCCAGCUGGGCAGCCGUCACAUCCGAACGCUCGGCUUCAGACACCCCUGGACCCUGAUUGCAGUGAAGGGAGAGCCCUCAUCAGCGGUGGAAGACCACUCAGUUUAUCAGGGGACCAAGUCUUCCAGCGAGGCCCAUGUCUCCCGCACGUUCCACUCUAAAGAAGAGGGGCUGUCCUUUAACGUCACUGCUUCCAGCCAGUGGGUGCAAGAGGCCGAGUGGACCGAGUGGCUGAGCAGAGAUGACCAGCGCGGCUCUGGAGACUGGGAGAAACUGUCUGACCUCAUUAAGGCAUUCCCCCAACACCUCUGCCCCAACCCCCUGGACAUGCAGGCUGAGACCAUAGAAGGAGUCCCGGCUGAGCAGAGUGGAGACAUUAUCCACAAGAAGGACAAAGAGUACGGUUUUGUGUGUCUCAACAAGGACCAGCCUCACGGGAUGUGCCAUGACUACCGAGUCCGCUUCCUCUGCCGCAAACUAGUGCGUCCCCACGCUUACAUCUCCGUUGACUCCCAGUCCAACAGCAGCGUCCUGGAGCUGGCUGACCCCCCUCAGGGCUGGGGCCCCGGGGACCGCAUCGUGGUGGCCAGUACGGACUACUCCAUGCACCAGGCCGAAGAGUUCACUUUGCUGCCCUGUCCCAGCUGUGCCUCCAACCAGAUCAGAGUGGCAGGUACAGCACAGUUUCUCCACAUGGGUGAGCUGGUGGACGGGGUGGACAUGAGAGCGGAGGUGGGCCUGCUGACCAGAAACAUCCUGCUCAGAGGAGAGAUGCAGCCCGAGUGCUACAACGAGAGCGCAUGCAAGUUCUUCAACUUCGAUACCUUUGGAGGACACCUCAAGGUGGAGAGGGGUUUCCGGGCCGUGCACUUAUCCGGGUUGGAGCUCCAGCACAUGGGCCAGCAGACCAUGGGACACUACCCCAUCCAUUUCCACAUGAACGGGGACGUGGAUGAGAAAGGAGGCUACGACCCCCCCACCUCCAUCCAACAUGUGUCCGUACACCACUCCUUCUCCCGCUGCGUCACCAUCCACGGCACCAACGGCCUCCUGGUGAAGGACGUGGUGGGUUACGACACUCUAGGACACUGCUUCUUCACCGAGGAUGGUCCAGAGGAAAGGAACACAUUUGACCACUGUCUGGGUCUCAUGGUGCGAGCCGGGACCCUGCUGCCCUCUGACCGUGACAGUAAAAUGUGCCGAGACAUCACCAGAGACUCCUUCCCCGGAUAUGUGGCCAACCCCAGGCAGGACUGCAGUGCCACCUCCACCUUCUGGAUCGCCAACCCCAACAACAACCUGGUGAACUGCUCGGCUGCAGGCUCUGAGGAGACUGGAUACUGGUUCAUCUUCCACCAUGAGCCCACGGGCCCUUCUGAAGGCAUGUACAAACCCGGGCGGACAGAGCUCACCCCCAUGGGCCUGUUCAUCAACAACCGGGCACACUCCAACUACAGGGCUGGGAUGAUCCUGGACAAUGGAGUCAAAACCACUGAAGCCAACAACAAGGACAAGCGGCCCUACCUGUCUCUGGUGGGAUCCAGGUAUGGCCCUCACCAAGAUGCAGACCCCUUGAAACCUCGGGUCCCAGCUCGGAUCCACCGCUUCAUCGCCUACAAGAACAUGGACCAGGGAGCGUGGCUGAGAGGAGGAGACGUGUGGUUGGACGACUGCCAAUUUGCAGAUAACGCCAUUAGCCUGACUCUGGCCAGUGGAGGUACGUUUCCAGAUGAUGACGGCUCCCACCAGCAGGUGGUGAACUCUUUGUUUGUGGGAGAGAGUGACAACAGAGGGAGCUUCCAGCCUGGCACUGUGUGGGGCCCCGGGGGUAUGGACCUCAAGGGCCGCUCUCUGCCUCACGCCGUAGACUUUCCAUUGCGAGGUAUGCAGGUGUACGACGGGCCCAUCCGCGUCCAUAACUGCACCUUCCGUAAGUUCGUGGCUUUAGAUGGACGCCACACCAGCGCCCUCGGCUUCAGGCUCAACAACUCCUGGCAGAGCUGUCCAAACAACAACGUGUCCCAGCUCACCUUUGACCAAGUCCCGCUGACCUCACGGCUCUUCUUUGGGGAGGUGGGCCCCUGGUUCAGUCACAUGCAGAGGGAUGGGGACAAGACCACCAUCCUUCACGACACAGACGGGUCCCUGAGCCAGUACCCUGGGGCCUACCUGGUCAAAGACGACAACUGGCUCCUGCGCCACCCUGAAUGCAUCGACGUGCCCGAGUGGAGAGGGGCCAUCUGCAGCGGUCACUAUGCACAGAUCUACAUCAGGAUCCAAAACCCAGCCAACCUGAUGAUGCAGAUGGUGAGAGACGAUUACCCGGACCGGCCCCUGACUCUAGAGGGCGCUGUGGCCAAGAAGAGCCACUACCAGCAGUUCCAGCCUGUGGUGACUCUGUACAAGGGCUACACAGUACACUGGAACCACGCCGCACCACAAGAACUCAUCAUCUGGAUCAUCAACUUCAACAAGGACGACUGGAUCAACGUGGGCCUGUGCUACCCCCAAGGCACCACCUUCACCAUCCUCUCCGACGUGCACGACCGCGUCGCCAAAACCACCCGCAAGACCGCCACCUACGCCCCCACCAACAACAAGGACAAGCUGCAGCACCCACACCCCACCAGGGGCUACUACUACUGGGAGGAGCACACCGGCCUGCUCUUCUUGAGGGUCCUGGCUCAUAACCACAGGGAGGGCUUCUCCUUCUGCUCGAUCAAAGGCUGUGAACGUAUCAAGAUCAUGGCUGUCAUCCCCAAAAACGCCCGCCCCAGUACCUGCAUGUCCCAGGCCUACCCCCAGCACGCACGUGAGCUCCCCCUGGUGGACGUGCCCAUGCCCCACAAGCUUCCAGACAACGAAGUGCCCUGGUCUGACCACUUCCUGGAGGUCCGUCUGGAUUCCUACAACAAACGCUUCUUCCACAUCAAGGAAGAUUACGCCUUCACUGAGGUGAAUGGUACGAAGUACCAGGCGGAGGACGGCGUGCUAGUUACUGUGGUGAAUGGCCAUGAUGGGAAGGUGAUGGAGAGCACAGGGUUCAAAAUGUCUGUCCUCCAGGGCAUCCCCGCUCAGAUCCACAACUACAUCAGCCAGCUCCCAGACAACUCAAUUGUCUUGAUGGCCUCUAAGGGCCGCUUAGUGACCAAGGGCCCCUGGAUGAAGGUUCUGCACACCCUGGGAGCCGACCCCUCCAUCAAACUCAAAGAGAAGUUCACGUUCAUAGGCUUUAAAGGCUCCUUUGUUCCACACUGGGUUCAACUGGAGACAGACUCAAAGCAGGCCAAGAUUCACCAGGUCCUGCCUAUCCCUGUUUUCCAAAUGAUCAAGCUGUGAGCUCCAGACUAGAGGCUCCUCAGACUGAAGCUGACUGAACACAACUGAUGUAAAAAUACAUGUACAAGUACAACAGCAAGUACAAGUACAAGUACAUGUACAUGUACAAGUACAUGUGGAUGCAGCAGAGCACUGGAGCUCCUUUAGCUCAUAGCCUCAUGACCAUGUGUACAUAUGUGUACAUAGUGUGUACAGAAGCUGUGCACUUUGGGCUGUCUGUGAGGAGCAGCGCUGGCAGCAGACUGUCACAUGUCCACACAGACAGUCCCCCCUCUCCUCCUGGCAAUGUGCCUCCAGGAGCAGUGGGGCUGUUCUUGUACAUAGGCUGUGAACACUGUCUCACAUUUCCCCAAGUCCCCAAAUGAAGAAUGCAACUGUCCUGUUUGUCUGAAUGUCCUGUGAGUGAGGAACAACAUAAAUAUAUUGAUUAGGAUGUGCAUUAUGCACUCAGUGGACCCUGCACUCUAGUCCUCCCCUCUGUCUGUGAGGGGUUUCUAUGGCAACGUCCUGAAUACAUGACACUUUAUGCAAAUCUCCACAUCUAAUAUAAAUGAAUCAAGCACUUUUUAAAAACUCUUUUCAACUAUGACCAGUCCAAAACUUGGUUUCUGUGAUUCUUAAUUUGAUAAGCACAAAAAGAAAAGAGUCCUGAGUCUGAGGAUUGUUCAAACGCCAUGCUACAUAAAUGUGUGUUUAAGUGUAUAGUUAGUGUGUGUCCUAUGUGAGACAUGUCCCCCGGGUGUCCCCGCAGGCAGACAGCCAUGUCCCAGGACACCUGUCUGUGUGUCAGAGAAAAUCCAACAUCCAUCACUGUAGUAGGAGUUUUGAAUGUGUAGAGAGAUUUAUUUGAAAACUUCUAAAUCAUUCCAUUCUGAAAGCAUGUCCUCCAGGCCACAGCCGAAAUAGCUGGUCUGUUUUCGGAGGGGAAGCCAUACGUUUAGAGUAGCACACAUUUAUUUUGUAUUUCUAAUUUAUUGUAAACCUUGGCCCUGGUGUAAAUGUGUGCUAUGUGCUGCUUUGCUUGGUUUCUGUUCAAUAAGAGAAUCAACUUGU